Cyprinus carpio (common carp) is the source of this 4858-nucleotide messenger RNA. RefSeq names its product RNA-binding protein 47-like. Gene Ontology annotation, cellular component: nucleus. NCBI's taxonomy places the organism in Eukaryota, Metazoa, Chordata, Actinopteri, Cypriniformes, Cyprinidae. The record is from RefSeq and is a predicted model, not a curated record. Gene Ontology annotation, molecular function: mRNA binding.
GAUACAUUUGUUUGCUGUAUGGUAAGGAUGUUGAAAUAUAAAUGUACUGUUGAAAUAUAAAUAGCAUCUUAGGUAAUUUGACUAGCAGCAUUGUGUGUUUAUGCAAGUGAGCGUAAAAUAGAGUAAAAUGUAAUUGUGCGUCACAGUUCGCUGCGUUGUUUGUUGGUCUUUGGACUUGACUUCUUCAGCCUUAUGUUUACUGUUAGGGUGGGCCCAGACUUGUGCAAGUUACUGUUAUCAGAAAGGUUCCCGUAGAUAUCUUGAUUCUCCGUGUGCAGAUUUCUUACCGAACAAUCAUCAGGAGAAAGUGAUGAGACUUCAGUGAUGUGCUUACCUGAGGCAUUUUUGAGCAGAUCAUCAGCUGUGUGUGUCUAUAUCAGCGGAUUGUGUUUUGAUCAGGCCUCAUCACAUUGUGUUGCAACUCCAAUCCUAAUUGGAUGCUUGUUUCAGAAUGACAGCAGAAGACUCCGCCUCUGCCGUUGCUAUGAGUAACCCUAGCCCUUCCUCCUCUUCUAAGGCCUCCUCUGGGCAUCCGCAGCAUCACAGCGCCAUCCCAGAGGGAGUGGCUGGGGCCCCCAAUGAAGCUGCCCUUGUGGCCCUGAUGGAGCAAUCAGGUUAUGGUAUGGUGCAAGAAAAUGGACAACGCAAAUAUGGGCCACCACCUGGCUGGCAAGGCCCCUCCCCUCCACGCGGCUGCGAAAUCUUUGUGGGUAAAAUCCCACGUGACGUUUACGAGGACGAGCUGGUGCCAGUAUUUGAGACUGUUGGACGGAUCUACGAGAUGCGGCUAAUGAUGGAUUUUGAUGGGAAGAACCGUGGUUAUGCUUUCGUCAUGUACACGCAGAAGCAUGAGGCUAAGCGAGCAGUUCGUGAACUCAAUAACUUCGAAAUUCGUCCAGGAAGGUUGCUAGGUGUGUGCUCUAGUGUAGAUAACUGCCGCCUCUUCAUUGGUGGAAAUCCCAAAACCAAGAAACGUGAAGAGAUCAUGGAAGAAGUUUCAAAGGUGACAGAGGGGGUGCUGGAUGUGAUUGUGUACGCGAGUGCUGCGGAUAAGAUGAAGAAUCGGGGCUUUGCCUUUGUAGAGUAUGAGUCUCACCGUGCUGCUGCUAUGGCCAGAAGAAAGCUCAUGCCAGGGCGAAUUCAGCUCUGGGGUCACCAGAUUGCAGUUGACUGGGCAGAACCUGAGAUCGACGUUGACGAGGAUGUGAUGGAAACAGUGAAAAUUCUGUAUGUGCGCAACCUGAUGAUAGAGACCAGCGAAGACACUCUACACCAAACCUUCAGCCAGUUCAAUCCUGGCUGUGUGGAACGUGUCAAAAAAAUCAGAGACUACGCCUUUGUUCACUUUGCCAGUCGAGAAGAUGCGGUGGUUGCAAUGGACAACCUGAACGGCACAGAGAUCGAAGGUUCCUGCAUCGAAGUAACCCUGGCCAAGCCUGUGGAUAAGGAGCAGUACACCCGCUAUCAGAAAGCAUCGAAGGGAACGGCGGCUGCAACAACUACUGACAACAGCCAACAAAGUUACGUGUAUCAGUGUGACCCAUAUACACUCGCCUAUUACGGCUAUCCCUACAGCACACUCAUUGGACCCAACCGAGACUACUUCAUCAAAGCAGGUACUGUAAGAGGCCGUGGCCGUGCUGGAGCCGUUAAUAGGGGCCCAGGGCCCCGCGGCUCAUACCUUGGUGGCUAUUCCGCUGGCCGAGGCAUUUACAGCCGCUACCAUGAAGGAAAGGCCAAAUUGCCGGACAAACCUUACGAGAUCAUGCCCAAUCUAGAGCUGGCAGCUAUGAACCCAGUGGGCAUCAAGCCUGGCACAAUGACUCUUCCAGGCCUCUGUGCCCAGUACCCUGCUGUGUUUUCUGCUGCCCCUGCAACUAAGUUAAUGGAGGAAGGGAAGAUGCACCCAGUGGAGCACCUGAUUAAUCCUUUGGCCCUCCAGCAUGACCCCACAGCUGCCUCGGCCACUGCAGCAGUCAUACCUGCGGUCUCCACACCACCACCUUUCCAGGGUCGUCCUAUGACUCCCAUCUACGCCAUGGCUCAUAAUGUGCAGAGGAUUCCGGCUGCAGCUGCCAGUCUGUAUGGAGCCAGUUACAUGCCUAUCGCCACCCACGCCAACACCGCCAUGCUGGCAGCGCUACAGAAGAAUGCUGCUGUGGCAGCCGCCGCAACCUAUGGAGGGUACGCUGGGUAUGUGCCUCAGGCCUUCCCUGCCGGUGCCACCUUCCAGAUGCCCAUUCACGAUGUAUACCAGACCUACUGAGACACCCACAGCAUCAAUCACAGUGACUUACAAUUACACCCACCGCGUCGCCACAGGCCAUCAGACAUUUACGGCACGACUAUGAGGUCUGCUGGUUAAUUAAACCACGCAGAGUGAAACUGACAUACAACAAAACUAACACAUUCUGACUCGUGUGAAGCUCCCUGGAAGCCCUUAGAUUAGAUGCUGGCAGCAAGGAUGUAGAUUUCUGCUAAAUUUAUUCACAACUUCAUCAGCCCCUCUGGCCCACAUUUAUUAAUCCAGACAUAUGACCUAGACCAAAACCCACUUUCAUAUGCUCCUGAUUAACUUACCAAGACAGGUAGACUUUUGUGUUCUAAGUUAUGGACUCAAACCCUGCAAUGUGACCAGAACCUCACCUAUUUUCCCUUUAGAUCAAUAGGAAGCAGUCUGUCAGUUCGACUUCCUAAAGAACAAACACUUGCUCAUUUCCAAAGCCAUCACACGACUGAAUGAAUGACAACUCCUGUUCUCGCAUGCUCAUUUGCAUCUUUUAUCAUUCUGCAGAGGUCUUGUAUAUUAGCUGAUCACCAGUACAGAUGUGGACUGACUCCGAGGGAUAUGUUCAUAUGAAGUAAUUCAAAAUAAGACUCGCAUAAGAAGCACACCUACUGACAUAUCACUGUCUUCCCCACACACUCCAGCUGAGAAUCGUGAGCCUGAGCGUUCCUGUCGCCGCACACUCCUAAUAACGCUCCUCUGCAUUCACGGCCACAAGAAUAGUGAAGGAACGCUGUAGUAUUUGUGGACUUUAAAAAGAACAUAUUUAAUGCCUCUGUAUGCUUUAGAGCAUUUACUUUUGUUUUAUGAAGAAAAACUGUAAAAUGAACAAACAACUGCUGAGCAGGAACUUCAACAACCACAGAAGUAGAAGAUUGAAAGUGUUUCAUGAAAAUGCUGUAUUUUGAGUUUAUAACAUAUACGUAUGCAUUGAAGACGUCGGAAUCUUCCGUCCAUUGGGUUUCCUGCACGCAAGUCUAUAUGCAAAUACCUGCAUUCCUUUUUCCGUCUUAACUGUUUAUUUGCUUAUGCAUUUUUAUAUUUAGAUUAUUUUACGAUUGUACUGUUUAGUUGGUUUGAAGAUGUUGUUUUUAUUGUCUAGAGGAUAUUUUUCUUCUCUAAACUGGAAGAUAGACAAACACUGUUUUCAUUCACAUUCUCAGAGGCAAUGUGUUCAAGAAAAAGAAAACUUGAAAAAGAUAAGUUUUUCAGUUAGUCGGAUAUAUGCUGGAUAGCAUUUGUUCCCUGUUUACGGGAUAUUUCACCCAAAAAUGAAAUUACAUAUCUUUCCAAACCUGUAUAACUUACUUUCUUUGGUGGAACAUGAAAGAUGAUAUUUUGACAUUCCAUGCAAUGGAAAAUCAAAACUUUUAGGUUACCAAGAUCUACUUUUGUGUUCUACGAAAGAAAGUAAGUCAUACAGGUUUAGAAUGACACGAAUACACUAUUUUCAAAGAUUUUCAAAAUUUUCAUUUUUGUGCAAACUAUCCCUUUAAUGUGUUUUAAAUGCACAAACUGGACUGACAAAAAAGUAGCUGGGUUGAAGAUACAGCAUUAUUUAUGAUGACUUAGUUCUGCUUAAUUGUACUGGUUGUGUUUGUUGAUGACCAACCCUUAUUUUUCAGACCACUACUGUGAUUCCCAGCGUCCAGUCCUGUGAAGUCUUAUGUGCAUCAUUAGGAGAGCACAGGCUCCCUCAUAUCUGCUUUUGUGCCAUUAAUACAAAUUACACCUGAAGUACUGUCCCAUUUACCACUGAACCAGUUAUGUUCAUGAUGUUUAUUAACGGUCUUGAGUUGCAGACCUUGAGUUGCAGAAUAAAAUCAGGUUAAUGGCGCGAUACUCUCACCCCCCCACCCCCCCAAAAUCCUACUAUAGAUGAGCAGCAGAUGGUCCAUCGAGUUUUGUAUUUUUUGCUUUCUUUUGUAGUUCUAACCCUGCAUUUUUGUAGAUCACACUCCAUGUUGUGUAGCUACUGUAGUAUGGUAUGUUAGCAGUGAUGACUGUUCUGAGGUGCACUUAAACAUUUUAGGGUGUUAGAGGUUCUUGUGUAUGUAUAUGCUUUACAAUAUGUGUGAGCAGGCACUUUUGUCUUUUUAGGGGUAUUUUGAUACUCCUAGAACUGGAAUGAACUGGACCAAACUGAAACCAGGGAGCUCAGAGAACCUGUUAAUAUCCUCAUUGUCUUUUCAAUGACUGCUGUAUAUCAUAUUAAUGUCCUUCUGAAGACUGCUGUAUGCCACCACUAUGCCUUCUGUAGGACUGUGUAUGUCACAUGUGCCUUUAUUCAGACUGCUGUCUGUCAAGUGACCUCUUAAACACUGUUUGUGAUACCACGGUGCCUGCUCUGUCCUAUUUUCUUUCAGAAAGUCAAGUUUUUUUCUUCUUCUUUUUGUGUGUGUUAUACUGUUGUUUCUAUGGGGGCUCUGAGUGUUAGAGUGCUGCUUUAUGUUGUAUUAUGCUUUCAUGUGUUUCAUGUUCUAACAGAGUUGAUGUUUUAUUAAGUAUAGCCUGUAUUUUUUUUUUUUUUUUUUUUUUAGAAGAGACUGAGUGAAAGUUUGGAGAAAACUU